Messenger RNA from Penicilliopsis zonata CBS 506.65, 2100 nucleotides. RefSeq lists its product as hypothetical. The transcript has a single exon. The record is from RefSeq and is a predicted model, not a curated record. Lineage: Eukaryota; Fungi; Ascomycota; Eurotiomycetes; Eurotiales; Aspergillaceae. Gene Ontology annotation, biological process: protein histidyl modification to diphthamide. Gene Ontology annotation, molecular function: diphthine-ammonia ligase activity. The coding region runs from base 1 to 2100 and encodes 699 amino acids.
AUGAGCCUCAAAGUAAUAGCGCUGAUCUCCGGCGGCAAAGACAGUCUAUAUACCCCCCUACACUGUCUCGCGAAUGGCCACACGGUGGUCGCGCUGGCGAACCUCCACCCCGCCAGCCAGGAGGAAGAGGACAUCGACUCAUUCAUGUACCAGACUGUCGGACACGGAGUGAUCCCUCUGUACGAAGAAGCGUUAGGGAUCCCACUCUACCGAGCAGAAAUCCAGGCGGGGAGCGCAAUCGAGACGUCUCUCGUGUACGGCGCACAGAACAGCGCCGACGAAACGGAAGCGCUGGUCCCGCUGUUGAAAACGAUCAUGGAAACCCACCACGCCGACGCCGUCUGCACGGGCGCGAUCCUAUCCACGUACCAACGGACGAGAAUCGAGAGCGUCGCAGCGCGGCUGGGCCUGGUUUCCCUGUCGUGGUUGUGGAUGUAUCCGUUUCUACUCCCUGGGAACCGGACGGAAACCGCCUUGCUGGAGGAUAUGGCGAGUGUAUCGUGUGACGCGCGGAUCAUCAAGGUCGCGUCUGGAGGGCUGGAUUCCUCGUUUCUAUGGGGGAAUGUGUCUUCGUCGGAUGGCCGGCUACGGAGCCGCAUUGCGAAAGCCAUGGCGCGCUUCGUCGAUGUGGAGGAUGGGGAUGUUCGGGGCGCGGUGCUGGGGGAGGGAGGCGAGUACGAAACCCUCGCGGUGGAUGGGCCGAGUGUUCUCUGGAAGAAGAGGAUCGAGGUCGACACCGAGGUUGUCUCUGGCGAGGCGGGGGUGUCGUACCUUCGUUUCACUCGGCCGAGGUGUCUUCCCAAGGAGUCUGGGGAGCCUUUUGAAUUGAGACGGCCGCCUCUGUUGGAAGAUAGGUUUGAACGUUUGCUCCAGGAACACCAAGAACAAAUACUUUCAGAGUCGGUGAAAAACCAGUCAAGCCAGUCAAGCCAGUCAAGCCAGUCAAAGCAGUCAAAGCAGUCAAUUUCAAACCUUACAGCCGCUGGAACCUCUGCCGCCGAGCAGAUGGCCUCUAUUGCUACCACCCUCGACGAGACACUCGCCGCCUCCAACAGAACCACCGACGAUAUUGUCUUCGCCACCCUCCUCCUUCGGUCCAUGGCCGACUUCGCCAGCGUGAACGAUGUCUACGUCUCGCUCUUCCGGAAACCGAACCCGCCGGCUCGCGUGACGGUCGCUUGUCGGUCUCUCCCGGCGGGAGUGGACGUCAUGGCCUCGUUUGUUCUGGAUAGCUGUCCCCGCGAGAAGAGGGAUGGUCUUCACGUCCAGUCUCGCUCGUAUUGGGCGCCCGCAAAUAUCGGGCCGUACUCGCAGGCAAUCUCUGUUCCUCUGAACUCUACUUCUACUUCGAAGCUGGUGUAUGUCGCCGGGCAGAUCCCACUGGAACCCGCGUCGAUGAACCUCCCCGUCACCCAGGGAACGUGGAUGCAAGAUUUUAAUCUACAGGCCGUGCUGGCAUUACAGCAUCUCUGGCGCAUUGGGGCCGCGAUGCACGUCGACUGGUGGACGGGGGGAGUCGCGUUUCUGACAGGAGAAAAUGUUGCUACCAAGGCCUGGAUUGCUAGUCGUAUAUGGGAAGGAAUCCAUAAUUCUACAGAAAACAUCGAAAAAGAAGAAGAAGACGAUGUGGAUGCAUGGGACCUCAAGUAUGGACGGGCUGAGAGACACUACACAAGCAAAGCACCCGCCCUGCCCAACUUUGAUAUCGUCGAGUCUUCGUCGCCCGCCAUCCCCCCCUUCUUUGCAGUCCAGGUGGACGAGUUACCACGGAACAGCAGUAUCGAAUGGCAAAGCGCCGGGUUAAGCGGUGGGCAACUGCGUCUGAAUCAGGAGACAAAGCCGUACGGCCGCUGCACGCAUACACUAGUCGAUGGGGUGAUUCGCUUUUCAGCCAUCGAGGUUGACUGGGGCCAUUUGGAAGCAGCUUUACACCAACUCAGCCAGAGUCAGAGUCAGAGUCAGAGUCACCAAGCGACCAUCUAUACGGCGCAGCAGGUCUCAUGGCCGGGACAGAUUGUGCCUUGCAAGGCAGUCUGGGGGAGGGGGGGCAGACGGUUGGCGGCGGGGAUUCUCCUUAGCCUAAACCCUGGGUCUUGUUAG